This is a messenger RNA of Sphaeroforma arctica JP610, 300 nucleotides long. RefSeq lists its product as hypothetical. The transcript has a single exon. The record is from RefSeq and is a predicted model, not a curated record. Gene Ontology annotation, molecular function: hydrolase activity, acting on carbon-nitrogen (but not peptide) bonds. Lineage: Eukaryota; Ichthyosporea; Ichthyophonida. The annotation marks the transcript as partial. Gene Ontology annotation, biological process: carbohydrate metabolic process.
AUGGGUUGCAGGCGACACUUGCAGCUGUUUGUAGCUGCUAUACUAUUUAUCAGUUUAGGUGUCAGGGGUGCAGUUGUGAGCGAUAUCAAUCAAACACUUGUUGAUGGAUACUACGGUAACACCUGGACUAAAGACUUUUGGCAAACGCAUCCAAACAUUUGGUGGCGCUGCAAACAGCCGGGGACGGUGGCUAUCACUUUUGACGACGGGCCCGGGUCGGUAUAUGAGGAGGGUGUGCGAGCGAGAACAGAGAAGAUAUUGGAUGUCCUGAAGCUGUUUGAUAUUCCGGCCACGUUCUUC